CUGGGAAUGAAAGAGGAGGCUGCUGUGAACUUUUCAGCAAGAGACGAUGAAUCUCUGGAUAUGACCGUCAGACACUUCUACAGGGAGAUCAAACAAGAGGGGGAAGAUGACCCAAAUGUGCUGGCAGGUGAUGGAAGGCAGAAUGACAACAACAAGCCACUUUCGGAAACAGAAAACAGGGAGGCGUUGAAAGAAUCUGUUUCCAAACAGGGUGAGCUGAAGGGGCUUGAAGGCCAGGAAGUGGAAGAGCUGAGGAGUGACUCCACGACUAAUCUCGGGGGUGGCUUGGAGGAAACCGCCCCCCAGCAAAUAGUUGCCAAAGGGAAAAGGCCAAGCGAUCGGCUAUUCCAGAGUCUCAACAGGAACCAGAAGAGCAACACAGGAGAGGAACUCUACGAAUGCUCGGAUUGCGGGAAGGAGUUUAUCUCCCGAGCCGGCUUCAUCAUGCAUAUCAGGAUCCACGGCCGGGAGAAGCCCUACGAGUGCUCCGACUGCGGCAAACACUUCAGGCGGAGCUCACACCUCAACAGCCACAGCAAAAUCCACGCAGGCGUGAAACCCUUUAAGUGUUCGGACUGCGGGAAGGGAUUCAGCCGGAGCUCCAACCUUAUUUCUCACCAGAGGAUGCACACGGGGGAGAAGCCGUACGCCUGCUCCUCCUGCACCAAGCAGUUCUGCGACAAAUCGAGCCUGAUUCGGCACGAGCGGCUCCACACCGGCGACAAGCCCUACAAAUGCACCGAGUGCGGGAAAAGUUUCAGUCAGAGCCACCACCUCAUCACCCACCAGAGGAGCCACACGGGCGAGAAGCCGUACAAAUGUCUGCUCUGCAGCAAAAGCUUCUGCGACCGCUCGACCUACAUCCGGCACCAGAAGAACCACACGGGAGAAAAGACCUUCAAGUGCCUGGACUGCGGCGAGUGCUUCAGUCGGAACAAACACCUCGUGAGGCAUCGGAGCAUCCACACAGCCCGCGAGCUGUACACUUGUUCGGAUUGCGGGGAAAGCUUUGGCCGCCGGUCGGGGCUGAAGAUGCACCAGAAGAUCCACACCGGGGAGAAGCCGUUCGAAUGCUCCGACUGCGGGAAGAAGUUCAACCGGAGCACGAACCUGAUCAGCCACCAACGGAUCCACACUGGCGAGAGACCCUACGGAUGCCCUGACUGCGGGAAGAGAUUCAACCGUCGGACGCACCUCGUAAGCCACCAGAAAAUCCACGGGCCAAGGAAAGAAACUCUGGAAGCCCUUCCAGGAGGAGAAGAUACGUCCUCUGUGGACCUCAAGGGGGGUUAUUUGCCCCCCUCUUACAUCAUCACCACCAUCGUGUGAGAGAAAUUGAAUCCAGUGGGUUCUGAUGCAGGAACGGAGGAGACUGACUGUCCCAGAAGAAGCUGAUGGAGAGGAGAUGAGCCCAGUUCAGUGACUCAUGCAGAGAUCUUGUGGUACAAGUCAGGAGGACCUGAUUUAUUCCAUUAUGCCCGGUGCAAAAAUGUGGAAAAGUGAACCCAGACCCA
This is a messenger RNA of Pogona vitticeps (central bearded dragon), 1514 nucleotides long. NCBI's taxonomy places the organism in Eukaryota, Metazoa, Chordata, Lepidosauria, Squamata, Agamidae. The record is from RefSeq and is a predicted model, not a curated record.